Molecule: messenger RNA, 4636 nt
Organism: Coturnix japonica (Japanese quail)
Lineage: Eukaryota; Metazoa; Chordata; Aves; Galliformes; Phasianidae
Gene: HLF
Product: HLF transcription factor, PAR bZIP family member
Biological process (GO): regulation of transcription by RNA polymerase II
Cellular component (GO): nucleus
Molecular function (GO): DNA-binding transcription factor activity, RNA polymerase II-specific; RNA polymerase II cis-regulatory region sequence-specific DNA binding
Source: RefSeq, a predicted model, not a curated record
GCGCUGCGCACAGCGGGAGCGGCGGUGGAGGAGGAGGAGGAGCUGCGCGGCGGAGGCGCUUCUCCCGCUCCGUGUGCCCGGCCGCCCCGCAGCCGUUCCACAGCGCUGAGCCUCGUUUCGCCGCUGCAUCCGCCAGAGUGAAACGGUGAAGGAGCCGCUGCCGCGCAGCUUCGCCCCGAGGGAAAGCCCACCAUGUCGCGGCCGCUCCCGCUGAACCCCACGUUCCUACCUCCCACCUACGGGGUGCUGAAGUCGCUGCUGGAAAACCCGCUCAAGCUGCCGCUCGCUCACGAUGACGCAUUCGGUAAAGAAAAAGACAAAGAGAAGAAGCUAGAGGAUGACAGCACCAGUACCACAGUCCCUCAGUCUGCUUUCUUGGGCCCGACAUUAUGGGACAAGACGCUGCCAUACGAUGGAGACACUUUCCAGUUGGAAUACAUGGACCUGGAAGAGUUCCUCUCAGAAAAUGGCAUUCCACCCAGCCCGAACCAGCACGAGCAUAGCCCACACCAGCCAGGUCUGCAGCAAGCUACCUCAGCAUCCCCUUCUGUCAUGGACCUCAGCAGCAGGGCUUCUACUUCAGUCCACCCAGGCAUGGUGUCGCAGAACUGCAUGCAGAGCCCGGUCAGACCAGGUCAAAUCUUGCCAACAAACCGAAACACACCAAGUCCUAUUGAUCCGGAGACCAUCCAAGUUCCCGUUGGCUAUGAACCUGACCCUGCGGAUCUUGCUCUUUCCAGUAUUCCUGGCCAGGAGAUGUUUGACCCUCGUAAGCGCAAGUUCUCUGAAGAAGAGCUGAAACCACAGCCAAUGAUUAAGAAAGCUCGCAAAGUCUUCAUUCCAGAUGACCUGAAGGACGACAAGUACUGGGCAAGGCGCAGAAAGAACAACAUGGCUGCCAAGCGGUCGCGGGACGCGCGCCGGCUGAAGGAGAACCAGAUCGCCAUCCGCGCCUCCUUCCUGGAGAAGGAGAACUCGGCGCUCCGGCAGGAGGUGGCCGACCUGAGGAAAGAGCUGGGCAAGUGCAAGAACGUCCUGGCCAAGUACGAGGCUCGACACGGCCCCCUGUAAAGGCACGGGAGGGGAGCGGGGUGGUUUUUUUUUUCUUUUUUCUUUUUUUUUGUUGUUGUUGUUUCGGUUGCGGGUUGGCAUUUGAAUAGAUGGACAGCGUGUUUCCUGUUUGAUAGCACCACGCCCAAACCAACCUUUUCUGUCUUCAGCACUUUACCAGAAGCAGAAACAAAACUGACUUAACGUCGUUUCCUUUUUCGUUUGCGUGUAGCAGCGUAUCUGUGUGCACGUGUGUUCACACCUCCGUGUGCGUGUGUGCUUGCGUGUGUGUGCGUGUGUAUGUGUGUGUGUGCGUGCACGCAUCUCAGCACUUCCCAUUUUUACAGAGCCCUCUUCGAAGGGUGCCACAUUUUUACCUGGACUGUUGAGAACCGCCAUCGUAAGCUUUUAAUUACAUUUUUUUUUCAGUGCUGCUUCGGAUUGGGGUUUUUAUGUUCUUAUAACCAGUUCCAUCCUCCUGACUCACCUGGAAAGAUCCCAGUAUAAAUUAUGUUAAGAAAAAAAAAAUAUAUAUAUAUAUAUUAAAAAAAGAAAAAAAGAAAAAAAAAAAAAGGAAAAAAAGAAAAAAGAAAAAAAAAAGUAGGCCUCAGUUUUUGAAGAGUAAGAAGCUGUCGUUGAAGUUACGUCUAAUCGGAAAAGUUAACAUGCUAAUAAAGUGCACAGAUGAUAAUUUAGUACUACACUGCAGAGAUAUUAAUUUAUAGAUUGCUUCUGUUGUAUUUUAAGUUCUGGUGAUAAUUGUCUUCAGAUUUAAAGUGCUGUUAGACUGAGUUAGCUCUACUCAUUAUAGAUCCCAUAAUGGCUUCUCUGUAGCUAUUAAGGUUCCUUUUAUUUCCACGGACCCCAGGUAGGUAGGAGUACUUAUGGAUAGAGCACAGAGUGUGUACCUUGCACUGUCUGUACCUGAAGCAAUAAUCCUGUUGUACGCUAGCACGCAUGCUGCCUGGAUGUUCCUAGUGGACCUAGGAUGGUUUCCCUUCCCAACAGGAGUUUUAAUGUCUUUAACUAAAAAACAAAAGAAUAAAGACACGUUGAUGUGAGCAUGCUAAUUGUGUCCCUGCCAUGGGGAGCGCAUGUGUAAGAAGCAGGAUAAUUAAUUAGCUGAAAUGACAAAAUUAAUAGCAUCAAAUCAGGUCUGGCAUUGGAAUCAGAGGGGCUUUCCUGUUUUCAGUUAGUUAUGCAUUUCUUCGAGCUCCAUUUUGUGAUUAAAAAUUAAAUAACCCGAAUUCAGUUGUUUUUCUCCCAUGUUGUGUAAUAUAUUUUCCGUGGAUUAUAUCUUGCUGUUAUGAAAAUCACUUUAAUUCAGUUAGAAGUCACUGGUUUGCAGAGCCCGUUUCUCCUCGUGGUUGUUGUUCCGAGUGUGACAUGAACUGAUGGUUCUGAGUUCUGUUGUUUUAAACUCUCUCUUUGCUUUUGAACACUUAUGUUCAAAUCUAAAGUGGACUUCUGAGAAAUGAAUGUAAGAGACACUGGUGUAUUUCAGAGGGGGAUGGUGUUGUCAUAUACUGUGGUUAAUCCAAUCGAUCUAAGUGUUUACUAUAGACCAAAAGAACAGAUAUUAUAAAAUGUAUAAAGUUUAUACAGAAUAAUUAUAGUACGUUUGUUUUGUACAGUAUUUUUCAAGUACAAAUCCUGACAGUGUAUUUUGAAAGACAUAUAUUAUAUAUAACAAAGAGAAAAAGCUAUUCCGUGUUUAAAAUAUAUAGCAAAGAUAUAUAUUCUCCAUUAUUGUACAGAAAGGAAAUGCUUGGGAGGUAGUUGGUUGGUUUUAGCUUUUGUUUUGUGGCUCUCUCGUGUCUCCGGCCUCCCGCUGGCACACCGGCGUGUUCUGUGCUUUAAGUUAAAUUGCUCUGGAUGUGGUGUGGCUUCCCAGGCUGGUUGGUGGGACUGAAGAAGAGACUCGAUUAUUUUCCAUUGGAAACGCGUGGCGGAUCUGUUUCCUAGGGACAAAGCACAGUAUGGAUUGUAGGCAACUAUUGAUUGGAUGGUGCAAUUUGUAAAGGCCAAAACCAGGACGCAAACCCCAAACUCAGUCACUUCUAAUCUGCUGCUGCUGCUCCGAUCUGUUUCCAGGUGACCUUUCCUAAUAAAUAGCUCAGUUCGUGCCCGCGGUUGUACGUAGUGCUCACGGUUACUCACAUGGGAGCGAAACUCGGUGCUACGCGUCCUGCUCGCAGCUUUCUGAGUGUUUUGGCAUUCUUUGCUGAUAAAAAAGGUCGCUCGUUCCAUUAAGUAAUGAUUCACGCUUCAGGAGACGGCUACAAAGGACCCAGCAUUUUGUCCAGCAUUACAGAUAUCCGCGCACCACUGAUGUUUUCCCAGUACUUUAUCUCAGACAGACCCAGCGUGUCCCUUGCCGUGCACUACUUGCCUGUGGACCAUUAACUCAGUGAGCUGAACUUCCACGUGCUGCAGCAAAGCUCGUAAGCAGUAAGUUCUUUUCUAGAGGUCAGUGUAAGGCACUGAAUGCACCAAUAGAGAGGCAGGAGGCAGCGGUCAGCGCAGCUGAGCCUCCAUCAUCUGCCCUGUGCUCUGGGAAGCAAACGUUUGCUUUCCCUUUGGUGCUGCAUGGUGGUGGUGGAGCUCCCCAAACAGCCACUGCCACGGAUGCAGCAUUAGCAGCAGCGCAGCAGUUGGCAGCAGUUUCUCAUCAGCAUUGCUUUGAGUGGAAAUGGUGGAAAUGAAAUCAGCUGAUACGGAAAUGGUGAGAGCCACAGAGUGCUCCUUAAAGGAGCCCAAGGGCCUCAGGUGCUCACCCCGAGCUCUGGGGUGUUCAGCUCCUGUUCAGCUCCAUUCAGCUCUUAGGCUCAGUUCAGCUCUGAUGGCUUUGAAGGAGCUUGCAGGCAUAAGAAACUCAUUUUAUAAAAUUAGAAAUAUAUGAAUUUGCAGAAUAAAUACCAGCUAAAUAAUUCAGUGACCUCUACUAAAAAGCAUCAGUAAAAUGCUUAAUUCCUCUUUUUUUUCCCCCUUUCUGGAUCUUCGAAGUGAAUUCUUUCCUUUUUGAGAAGGAAAUGGGACCUGAGAUGGAUUUGUGAACGUGAGCACCUGGGGGAGCUGCCUGGGCAGGCACAGGGCAGGGGAGUCCUUUUCUUUCUUUCCAGUGGUGCUUUGGGGUCACUGCACCCGACUCCAUGGCAGCACCGCUCUGACUUGAACCCACAGAAGCAAAGUGCUCCGGGCAGCGCUGGGGGCUGCAGCACUAAAGGCUCCCGGCCAUGGAGCAUUUUGCCUCCGUGGGUUUGUAAUAACCCCAAUUAUUGCUUAAAGGCUAUUUUUGCAUGUGACUUACAAUAGAGAUGUGCAGUUUUAUUUUUAUGGAGAGUUUUGGUUUUUUUUUUCUAUGUCAAGAAGGAAAUUAUAUAUAUAUGUAUUAAAACAAGUGAUCAACCAUUGUAUUUCUGGCAACACCACGAGACAGCAUCUGUUUAAACACAGGUUUAAUAAGAUCAAAUGAACUGUACGACAUGGAGUGGAUUGCAUCCUGUGUGCUGUUCGGCCCAAAUCUCAUUUUAUUUUCGUCUGUUAUUCUCAAUGUUUAAUAAACUUUUCAAUUUGUCUUCUCUCA